This is a messenger RNA of Microthlaspi erraticum, 552 nucleotides long. The record is from the annotation of a GenBank genome assembly. NCBI's taxonomy places the organism in Eukaryota, Viridiplantae, Streptophyta, Magnoliopsida, Brassicales, Brassicaceae.
AUGCCCAGUUACACUAUACUUCAACCGAUAUGCAUCAAUGGUGUUCUGUAUUAUAUAUCUAUCAAAUCGUCUACAGAGACUUGUGUAAUAGUUUGCUUUGAUGUUAGAUCUGAGAGUUUCAGCUUUUUGAAACCCAAGGGAGAUCUCAAUGGAGCAUUGCUUAAUGGAGGAACUCUGGUAAACUACAAUGGCAAGUUAGGUUGUGUGUUUCAGUCUAUAUUUACUGAAAAAAGUACAAGUUUCAAGCUGUGGGUUUUAGAAGAUGUGGAGAAAGAGGAAUGGUCUGAUCGUAUAUACUUAUUGCCUGCUGUGUGGAAGAAUGUAGUUAGAAAAGCUGAGUUAAGCUGUGUUGGAGUGACUCGGACAAAUGACAUUGUGUUCUCGUCGGACGAUCCAGCAUACCCUUUUUACCUUUACUAUCUUAAUCUCGAGAGGAACACUGUCGUAAGAGUUGAAAUCCAAGGAAUAGAUACGUCUAAGUCCAUGUCUUGGGAAUAUUUCACUUGUCUAGACCAUGUAGAGGAUGUGAAGCUCUAUCGUAAGUGUUUUUAG